Messenger RNA from Impatiens glandulifera, 729 nucleotides. Its product is annotated as photosystem I chlorophyll a/b-binding protein 6, chloroplastic-like. Bases 1 to 552 code for a protein of 183 amino acids. The transcript has 2 exons. Gene Ontology annotation, biological process: response to light stimulus; photosynthesis, light harvesting in photosystem I. Lineage: Eukaryota; Viridiplantae; Streptophyta; Magnoliopsida; Ericales; Balsaminaceae. The record is from RefSeq and is a predicted model, not a curated record. Gene Ontology annotation, cellular component: membrane.
AUGGAUGGUUUGAUCUCAGGAUCUGAUUCGGAACUGCUGAAAUGGUUUGCACAAGCUGAGCUAAUACACAGCAGAUGGGCAAUGCUUGCUGUGUCUGGAAUUCUGAUUCCAGAAUGGCUAGAAAGUCUGGGGUUUAUUGAGAAGUUCUCUUGGUACGAUGCGGGAGCACAAGAAUACUUCGCAGAUUCCACAACUCUGUUUGUGGUGCAAUUGGGGCUAAUGGGUUGGGUUGAAGGACGGAGAUGGGCAGACAUAAUAAAACCAGGGUGCGUGGAUAUAGAACCGAGUUUUCCACAUAAGACGAAGCCAGAGGUCGAUGUUGGCUAUCCAGGCGGGCUUUGGUUCGGCCCUUUGAUGUGGGGUAGAGGGUCACCGGAGCCAGUGAUGGUUCUUAGGACUAAAGAGAUCAAGAAUGGUCGGCUUGCCAUGCUUGCAUUCAUUGGGUUUGUUUUUCAGGCAAUUUAUACAGGACAAGACCCUUUAGAGAAUCUUUCAGCUCAUAUUGUUGAUCCAGGACACUACAAUGUCUUCUCGGCUUUCACAUCGCACUAGUGCUUGCUCUGCAGUAAGGAAGGAGCGCCAAGAAUUUACAUGCCAACGAUGCUGUGUUUCUUCUUGUCUUCUUGAUUUUGUCCAUUUGCAAAUGUAAAUAUUAUUUGAAAAUGACCAUUCGGAUUAUUUGUUGGUCAAAUCUCGAUGUGCUCUUAAUGAAAAGAUACGAAAUUCAUG